AUGGCAUUUUCAGAAGGCAACAACCAGACCGUGGUUAAUGAGUUUAUUCUUAUUGGCUUCUCUAAGAGACCAGACCUACAUAUAUUUUUAUGUGUAGUGUUUUUAUUCAUUUAUCUAACUUCUCUUUUGGGAAAUACUGGUAUAAUAUUUAUUGUGUAUAGCCAUACCCGGUUUCAUACUCCCAUGUACUUUUUCAUAAGUAACCUUUCCUUUAUUGACCUUGCAUACUCAUCAGAUAUUGACCUGAAGAUGCUAGCUGGACUGUUUUUUGAUCAAAGAUCUAUUUCCUACAUUGGCUGUGCUAUACAGCUUUUCUUUUUUUGUGCUCUUGGAAGUACUGAAUGUAUCCUUUUAGCUGUUAUGGCUUAUGAUCGUUAUGUUGCAAUCUGUAAUCCAUUAAACUAUACCUUGGUAAUGCAGAAAAAGAUCUGCCUGGGACUAAUGUCUGCAGCUUAUACAGCUGGUGUCUUGCAUUCUGUAAUCGAGACUGGUUUAACCUUUCAUCUUUCCUUUUGUGCAUCUAAUGUCCUCUACCAUUUUGUUUGCGACUUCCCUCCAUUAUUAAGUAUCUCCUGCACAGACACUACUGUUAAUGAGAUUGUUCUGUUCAUCUUCUCAUCUUCCGUCACAAUUCCUUCUACUGCAGUGAUUUUGAUGUCAUAUGUCUCAAUUUCCAUAGCUAUUCGACGGAUAACUGCUAGGGAGGGAAGACAGAAGGCUUUUUCUACCUGUGCCUCCCAUAUCACAGCAGUUGCAUUAUUUUAUAGCACAGUCCUCUAUGUAUAUCUCAGUCCCAAAUCUUCCAGAGAUAAUGUCAAUAUGGCAACCAUCUUUUAUACAGUGGUACUACCCAUGUUAAAUCCAAUGAUUUAUAGUUUAAGAAAUAAAGACUUUAAAACUGCUUUAAAAGCAGUAUCCUACAGACAGUGCUGCCACAUAGACCUUAGAUGA
Pseudophryne corroboree (corroboree frog) is the source of this 951-nucleotide messenger RNA. Its product is annotated as olfactory receptor 5AR1-like. Lineage: Eukaryota; Metazoa; Chordata; Amphibia; Anura; Myobatrachidae. The record is from RefSeq and is a predicted model, not a curated record. Gene Ontology annotation, cellular component: membrane. Bases 1 to 951 code for a protein of 316 amino acids. The transcript has a single exon. Gene Ontology annotation, biological process: G protein-coupled receptor signaling pathway; sensory perception of smell. Gene Ontology annotation, molecular function: G protein-coupled receptor activity; odorant binding; olfactory receptor activity.